AUGAUGUCACUCGCGAGGACGACGUCGACGGCGUCGAGACCGCAGGAGGCGGAUUUAUUCGCCAAGUACGCGCUGAGCCAUUGCGAAGCCGUCGCGAGAGCGGUCGGGGAGAGCGACGACGACGACGGCUUGGACGCGAGGGCGAUGAUUUAUCUCCGAGGACCGACGCAAGGCUCGUCAAAGAUGCGUUUGACUCGAAUCGCGUCGUGGCCGCCCAAGCCAUCGAACGCGCAGACUGGGUCAAACUUUUCUGGAGACUGGGACGUGACGGAGGAGGAAGAGGCGAGCGCCAUUGACUGGGACGCGCCGGAGGAAACUUUAGCGGCGCAGAAGACGUUCGAAUUACCCUCGGCGAACGCCGUUGUGGCGUGCUUAUGCUUUGAGGAAUCACUCGUCGGGAUAAUCGUCGUCGAGCGUACUUCGCGCGCGGCGGACGUCGCGGAAGCGUUCUCGUCGAAACAAAAACAGUUCUUGGAGAGCGCGGCGAACGCCUUCACCGACGCGUGGGCCAUUCAUCGGAAUAACGUCCUCGCCGCCGCGGCGGCAUAUCGUGCGGACCAAAAACUCGGUGUUUACCUGUACGAGAGUCGUCAACCGCUCAACGCGUUGCGCACGCUCGGCGGCAUGCUCAAGAUUCAUUUGAAGCCCGACGAUCCGGCUGGCGACAUGGCGGAGGCCAUGGUACAGCAAGGCGACGCGCUCGCCGAGCUCAGUCGUCAGUUAGAGAGCGUACUCUACCCGAACGCAACGACGAAAAUUGAGGGGGUAUCAUAUCGCGGCGGAGGCGCGCAGCAAAGUGAACGAAAACGAGAGCCGCUGUUGCUCACCGAUGACAACGCGCUGAGCGCACGAGAAGUUUCCGUCGGCGCGAUGAAGGACGACAUGUGCGACAUCACUAAGGUUCUAGUCACGCUACUGGCCACCUCGGACGUCGUCGCGACGAGCGGUGGCUUGACGGUUCGUGCGACGCUCCCGGAAGGAGACGCACCCGCCAUCGUGAGCGCGUCUCCAUUGGACGUGCGAUCCGCGCUCGCAGAGAUCAUCGACGUCGCGCUCGUCGUCUCCCCACCAGGAUCGACUAUUGACGUGCUCGUUGACGAUUCACCGCGGGCACAAACGAACGUCGUGGACGUCGCGCUCAACGUGGAUGCGUCCAACGUGUCUGGCUUUGUGCGCGCAGAGGAAAACGCGCAGGCGGGGAUGCGCAUCGCGAGGCGGCUCGUCGAAAAAGUCGGUGGGCGCUUCGCGGUCGACAACGACGAGAGUGGAAACUAUCUCACGAUUCGAGUGCGAUAUCCGGUUCGUUUACCGGUAUAG
Ostreococcus tauri is the source of this 1317-nucleotide messenger RNA. Its product is annotated as unnamed product. Gene Ontology annotation, biological process: signal transduction. The record is from RefSeq and is a predicted model, not a curated record. NCBI's taxonomy places the organism in Eukaryota, Viridiplantae, Chlorophyta, Mamiellophyceae, Mamiellales, Bathycoccaceae. Gene Ontology annotation, molecular function: phosphorelay sensor kinase activity. The transcript has a single exon. The coding region runs from base 1 to 1317 and encodes 438 amino acids.